Messenger RNA from Propithecus coquereli (Coquerel's sifaka), 816 nucleotides. RefSeq names its product kallikrein-2-like. Lineage: Eukaryota; Metazoa; Chordata; Mammalia; Primates; Indriidae. The record is from RefSeq and is a predicted model, not a curated record. The coding region runs from base 31 to 816 and encodes 261 amino acids. Gene Ontology annotation, biological process: proteolysis. Gene Ontology annotation, molecular function: serine-type endopeptidase activity. The transcript has 5 exons.
CACCACCUGUCCCUGGACACCUCUGUCACCAUGUGGUUCCUGGUUUUCCUGCUCACCCUGUCCCUGGAGUGGACCGGUGCUGCCCCCCUCAUCCAGUCCCGGGUUGUGGGAGGCUGGGAGUGUGAGCAGCAUUCCCAGCCCUGGCAGGCAGCUGUGCUCCGUCGUGGCUUUGCACAGUGUGGGGGUGUCCUGGUGCACCCCCAGUGGGUGCUCACAGCGGCCCACUGCAUCAGCCGCAACAGUCAGGUCUGGCUGGGUCAGCACAGCCUGCUUAAGCACGAAGACACAGGCCAGGUGGUCAAAGUCAACGGCAGCUUCCCACACCCGCACUACAAUAUGAGCCUCCUGAAGCGCCAAGUAUUUGGGCCAGAUGAUGACAGCAGCCACGACAUCAUGCUGCUCCACCUGUCAAAUCCCGCCAACAUCACGGACGCUGUCAAGGUCCUGGACCUGCCCACCCGGGAGCCAGAAGUGGGGAGCACCUGCUACGCCUCAGGCUGGGGCAGCAUCCAACCAAAGACGUUCUUGCGCCCAAAGGCUCUCCAGUGUGUGGACCUGGAGCUCUUGUCCAAUGACAAGUGUGAAGAAGCUUACUCUGAAAAGGUGACAGAGUUCAUGCUGUGUGCUGGGCACUGGGAUGGCAAGAAAGACACCUGUUCGGGUGACUCGGGGGGCCCACUCAUUUGUAACGGCAUGCUUCAGGGUCUCACAUCAUGGGGCAGUCAGCCAUGUGCUAAGCCCCAGAAGCCUGCCCUGUACACCAAGCUGUGGAUUUAUCAGAAGUGGAUCAAGGACACGAUCGCUGCCAAUCCCUGA